Molecule: messenger RNA, 1074 nt
Organism: Microthlaspi erraticum
Lineage: Eukaryota; Viridiplantae; Streptophyta; Magnoliopsida; Brassicales; Brassicaceae
Source: the annotation of a GenBank genome assembly
AUGGCGAGAGAGAAACAAGAUUCGCAGAUCGGAUUCACCAAGAAACGCUCGCGUCAGUCCUCCGAAGAACUCUGCUUCCUCGUUCCUCACUCUACGACGGUCUCAAUCAUCACCAUCGACGACGACGAGGAUGAAACCCUAGUUUCGAAGAAGACAGACGACCACCUCAAGAUUCCUCCGUCAUUCGGAUCCUCGGGAUCAAAACAGUCUACGACGGUCUCAAUCAUCACCAUCGACGAUGAUGAUGAGGAUGAUGAAACCCUAGAUUCGAAAGAUAAGAAGACAGACGACGUCAUGAUCCCUCCGAGACUUAACUCCUCGACCUCACUACCUUCCGCUGAUGCAAUCAUCAUCAUCGACGACGAAAAAGACAAGUGCGAAACCCUAGAGCCGAAGAAGAAGAAGCCAAGAUUAGGUUCUUGGUGGGACAACGAUGAUGCCUUCGACGAACUAAGUAUCGUGGUCAAGGGUUUACCAAAACCGAAGGACACUGAACCUGAAUCCAGAGUAGAUUCUUGCUUCUCUUCUUCUACUGAUCUUCAGGAGAAGAAGAAGGACGGUGAGAGAUCAUCAUCAUCAACUCAUCAUGUUAAUUUCAUUGAUCUGAGCGAUGCCGAGAGUGUCGGUAGUAAUAAGGGUAUUGGACACGUGUCACUUGAGGAGUUGGGUGUUACGGUGGAAGAGCAGAAGAUUAAUAGCAAGAAGAGGGGAUUAGGGUCUUGCUGUCUUGACGUUGGAGUCUUUGACGAACUUAGUAGCGUGGUUAAGGGGUUAUCGAGAGUGGAGUCAUCCUGUUUUUCUUCUCCACACGAGCCGGAGACGAAGAAGAAGAAGGUUGAUGAAAGAUCGUUAUCAUCAACUCAUCAUGAUAAGAGUUUCAUUGAUUUGAGCGAGGACAAGACAGUCGCUGAGAGUACUAAGGGCGUUCGACACGUGUCACUUGAUGAGUUUGGUGUUUCGGUGGAAGAUCUUAAGAGUAUGCCAUGGGAAGCGUUUGAUCCGGCAUGGGAGAUUAGGUCAAAGACAAUGGAUCCAUGGCUUGGUGGCUUCGUCCAAGACAUGCUCUGUUCUUAA